Molecule: messenger RNA, 1800 nt
Organism: Effrenium voratum
Lineage: Eukaryota; Dinophyceae; Suessiales; Symbiodiniaceae
Source: the annotation of a GenBank genome assembly
AUGGAGGCGCCGGCCCGCGCUCGGGGGCAGACGGUGGCGCGGCGGCUGUCCUUUUUGCUGGCUGCAGCUUCCUGUGCGGUGGGCAUUUACCUUUCAAGGUUUCGGGCCGGCAGGGCCGCCGCGGUGACCCACCCAAACCUGGCCCUCCUCAGAGCCGGUGAUGGCCGCGAGGUGCUGCUGAUCGGGACGGUGCCGGUUGACCUGGAGGAGGAGUCCUCGCACCUGGUGAUAGAUGCCCUCAGGGCCUUGCGGCCAGAGGUUGUGAUGCUGGAGGGCACCCCGCUUGCAGGUGUCCAAGCCAUGGUGUCCUCUGGACGCUGGGAGAUGCGCGGCAUGCGCAAGCCCAACGACACUGACUGGAUGCACCUCAAUCCGGACAUCCAGCCUGUAGAGGUGAUAAGGGAGCCGCCCAAGAAGCGGCACUUUCCCUUCUUCUCAGGGCCGGCGGCCGUGCCGGAGCGAUCUCUGGUGCCCAUCAAGGUGUCCUUCUGGGCCUACCACCUCACCAGCGCAGUGGGGGGAAAUAUCGCCGCUGCUGCAGGGCCGCCAACCGGUAGCUCCAUGGCUCUCGCAGCGCCGGCCUUCAUUGUCCCUUCCGCGCUGGCGCCGAACGUAGAGACAGCAUCGCUGCAGAGGACUAAGACUAGUGGCUACUCUGCGGGCGGCCGUGCAUCCAGUGGGGCAGGCGCCGCUUGUGCCGUCGCGGCCCUCGCGGGCGUGGCAACGUCCCGGCGGGAGCGCCGGGCGCGGAAGAGCGGCGGCGCGGUGGUGGUGGGCAUGGCGGAGUCCUACUACCGUGACAACCUGGUGGCAUGCCGCGCUCAGCUGAACGGCGCCGACGCGCCCACAGUUGAGGAGACGGAUCAGCACGUGCAGGACAUCCAGGCCUUUGCCAAGCAGGCACUGGCAGGUGCUUCGGCGGCAAUGGUCUUCACCAGCUCCAUGGAGGUAGCGGUGGCCUACCCGAUCUUUGCCCAGCAGAACUACGCGAACCCCCGCGAGUACACGGGCAAGAUUGUUUGCGCCAACUGCCACCUGGCGUCCAAGCCUCUCGAGGUGAGGCUGCCUCAGGCGGUGCUCCCUGAUACCAUCUUCAAGAUGGAGGUGGAGGUCCCCGCCAAGUACGCCAAGCGUCGCCAGCCGAACGCUGACGGCUCCAAGGGUCCCAUGAACAUCGGCGCCAUCGCUGUGAUGCCUGAUGGCUGGAAGCUGGCUCCCAAGGAUCGGCUGCCCAAGGUCUUGAAGAAGGAGAUGAAGGGCUUGGCUUGGGCUCCUUACAGCAAGGACUAUCCCAACAUCGUGGUGGCUGGACCUGUUCCAGGCGAGACCUACGAGAAGAUGGUGCUCCCCGUGCUGUCCCCGGAUCCCAACACCAACGACAAGGUCAUCUUUGGCAAGGGCAUCUUCUACUUCGGCGGCAACCGUGGCCGUGGCCAGGUGUACCCUGAGGGCAACCAGAGCAACAACAACCAGUUCUUCGCUGCAGCCACGGGAACCGUGACAGCCAUCGAUGGCCUCAAGGUGUCCAUCACGACCCCCUCCGGAGAAGUGAAGACUCAGGAGUGUCUGACGGGUGCCGACAUUGUGGUGCAGGUCGGCGAUGAAGUUGACAAGGAUGAGCCCAUCACCACCAACCCCAACGUGGGAGGCUUUGGGCAGGAGGAGAAGGAGUGCAUUCUCCAGGACAUGAAUCGCGUUUACGCCUUCUGCGCCUUUGCCUUCUCUUGCUUCGUUGCUCAGCUCAGCUUCGUGCUGAAGAAGAAGCAGUUUGAGAAGGUCCAGCUGGCUGAGGGCUUCUAA